AACCUGCAGAAAUAACGCGGAGGUUAGACAAAUUAUUGAUGAGCGUGACACUGGGCUCUUGACGAUCUCAAAGCAUUUCGAAUGGCCGACCUCGAUCUCCACAGUUUCUCAUGGACCCAGCUCUCAUGGAGUAAUGGAUCCCCAAGCACUUUGCAUUCUUGAAAACCUUUUUGAUUGUUUCAAUUGAUCUGCUUCCGUAACUUGCUGGCAAAGAAGGACGACAAAAUCGAGGUAAUUGAAGCGCCGGUCUUCACUAGUGGAGCUCCAAAUGUUUGGGUUCUCAUUGCAUCCAGCUUCCUUCAAAGUACAAUGAUUUAUCAAUUCUUCGCUAUCUGCCUUUCUUUGUCUAAGCCGCCUCAUGUCUUUUCCCGCGCUGAGUCAACCUAAUUCAGGGGAAGUUCCUCAACCGCGCCGGAUAGUAUCAGUAUAUAUAUUUGCGGCAAUGCGUUUCCGUUUUAUGCCCCAAAUUGCGAUUUGGAAGAGAGGAAAGAGGAGGAAGAUCAUUAUUGAGCGGUACGGAUGAUCUAGUGUCAGCGGUGGAGAAUUGGGCUGUGUUCGACUCGUUAAUUAGUCGGAGAUAAUUCUUUCUCAAGUGAUUGUGUGCUGAAGUAAUGGAAGCUUCUAUGGAUGAUAAGUCACUCGAAGCUAUUAAACAGGAAGCUGUUGAUUUGGAAAAUGUACCUAUUGAGGAGGUUUUUGAGAACUUGAAAUGUACAAAAGAAGGUUUAAGCUCUGAUGACGUUCAGAAGCGGCUCGCUGUGUUUGGCCAUAAUAAGCUUGAAGAAAAGAAGGAAAAUAAAGUUCUCAAAUUUUUGGGAUUUAUGUGGAAUCCACUAUCUUGGGUCAUGGAGGCGGCAGCUAUCAUUGCCAUUGCUCUCGCGCAUGGUGGACGUGAUUUGCGAGGAGAGAAGAGAGAAAUUGAUUACCAUGACUUUGUUGGCAUUUUGGUUCUACUUAUCAUUAAUUCGACAAUCAGCUUCAUAGAAGAAAAUAAUGCCGGUAAUGCUGCUGCUGCACUAAUGUCUCAACUGGCCCCGAAGGCUAAGGCUUUAAGAGAUGAAAAAUGGAACGAGAUAGAUGCUUCAAUAUUGGUUCCAGGUGAUAUAAUCAGCAUUAAACUUGGCGACAUUGUUCCUGCUGAUGCACGUCUUCUUGUAGGAGAUCCUCUGAAAAUUGAUCAGUCUGCUCUUACUGGAGAAUCCCUACCAGUAACUAAGUACCCUGGUGAUGCUGUCUACUCUGGUUCAACUUGCAAACAAGGAGAAAUAGAAGCAGUGGUUAUUGCUACUGGAGUUCAUACUUUCUUUGGCAAAGCAGCUCAUCUUGUGGACUCCACUAAGCAUGUUGGUCAUUUUCAGAAGGUUUUAGCUGCCAUAGGGAAUUUCUGUAUAUGCUCAAUUGCAUUUGGAAUUAUUAUUGAUAUAAUAGUGAUGUGUGGAGUGCAUGGAAGAAAAUAUAGAACCGUCGUUGAUAAUAUUCUUGUUCUACUUAUUGGUGGCAUUCCAAUUGCCAUGCCCACUGUCCUUUCUGUCACAAUGGCCAUCGGAUCUCAUCGCUUGUCUCAACAGGGUGCCAUAACAAAAAGGAUGACUGCUAUAGAAGAAAUGGCUGGGAUGGAUGUUCUAUGCAGUGAUAAAACAGGAACUUUAACACUUAACAAGCUCACUGUCGACAAGAAUUUGAUUGAGGUCUUUGCCAAAGGUUAUGACAAGGAUUUGGUAGUAUUAAUGGCUGCAAGGGCAUCAAGGCUUGAGAAUCAGGAUGCCAUUGAUGGUGCAAUUGUAUCCAUGUUGCCGGACAUGAAAGAGGCGCGUGCUGGUAUUCAAGAGGUUCACUUCCUUCCUUUCAACCCAACUGACAAGAGAACAGCUCUCACAUACAUAGAUGCUGAUGGUAAAAUGCACAGAGCAAGCAAAGGUGCACCAGAGCAGAUUCUCAAUCUUGCAUGGAACAAGUCAGAAAUUGAAAGGAAAGUGCAUGCAAUUAUUGACAGAUUUGCUGACAGAGGGCUUCGUUCCCUUGCUGUUGCAUAUCAGGCUGUACCUGAGGGGUCCAAGGACUCUGCUGGAGGACCAUGGGAGUUUCUUGGACUUCUUCCACUGUUUGAUCCUCCGCGCCAUGAUACUGCUGAAACAAUUCGAAGAGCUCUGAACUUAGGAGUUAGCGUCAAGAUGAUCACAGGUGAUCAGCUAGCCAUCGCCAAGGAAACCGGUCGGAGGCUUGGAAUGGGCACUAAUAUGUACCCAUCGUCAUCCUUGUUGGGUGAGACUAAGGAUCAGGAUGCUGCAGGCCUUCCUAUCGACGAGCUCAUUGAACAGGCUGAUGGUUUUGCUGGGGUUUUUCCAGAGCACAAGUAUGAAAUCGUGAGGAAACUUCAGGCUAGAAUGCAUAUCUGUGGGAUGACUGGUGAUGGAGUCAAUGAUGCACCUGCACUGAAAAAGGCAGAUAUAGGAAUUGCUGUGGCUGAUUCAACUGAUGCUGCUCGGAGUGCUUCAGACAUAGUUCUUACUGAACCUGGAUUAAGUGUGAUAAUUAGUGCUAUUUUAACGAGCCGUGCAAUUUUUCAGAGGAUGAAGAACUAUACGAUAUACGCCGUUUCAAUCACUGUCCGUAUUGUGAUUGGAUUUAUGCUGCUGAAUGUCUUUUGGAAAUUUGAUUUUCCUCCAUUUAUGGUUCUUGUAAUUGCAAUUCUGAAUGAUGGAACCAUCAUGACUAUUUCCAAGGACAGGGUCCGACCUUCUCCACUACCUGACAAGUGGAACCUCACUGAAAUUUUUUCGACUGGACUGGUACUGGGAACCUACCUUGGUCUGAGCACUGUUUUAUUCUUUUAUGCAGCUCAUCAGACUGAUUUUUUUGAGAAAAUUUUCAAAGUCAAGAACUUCAACAAGAACAAGCUAAACCCACAAGAUGACCUCGCACUCUUCUAUAAUGGGCAAGAGUUGGCUUCGGCUGUAUACCUCCAAGUCAGCACCAUUAGCCAGGCUUUAAUAUUUGUGACACGCUCUAGAAGCUGGUCUUUCUUGGAAAGACCUGGUUUUCUUCUUGUGGCUGCAUUUUUCAUUGCUCAACUGAUUGCAAGUGCGUUGGCUGCCCUUGCCAACUGGGACUUUGCUGGAAUCAGAGGAAUUGGUUGGGGCUGGACAGGAGUUAUCUGGUUGUAUAAUAUUGUUGUCUACUUACUACUUGAUCCACUUAAAAUUGGAGUUCGAUAUGCCAUGAGUGGGAAAGCUUGGAACUUGGUCUUGGAUAAUAAGAUGGCUUUCACAAGAAACAAUGAUUUUGGUCGCGAUGCCCGUAAAGCCGCAUGGGCUCUCGAGCAGCGAACGCUUCAUGGUCUUCAGACCACAGAGCCAAAAUUCUCUGAGCGCAGCACAUUCUCUGAUAUUAAUCAGAUGGCUGAAGAAGCCAAAAAACGUGCAGAGAUAGAGAGGUUGAGGGAGCUGUCAACGUUGAAAGGAAAGGUGGAAACUGCGGCAAAACUAAAGGGGUUGGAUAUUAAUGAUAACUACAACCAGCACUACACUCUGUGAUUGAUGGAAUGUUUCAAAAACUCUGUUGCUUGUUUAGAUGUUUUCAAGUAUUGUUAAAAUUGUGUGAUUUUUUUUUUUUUU
Dendrobium catenatum is the source of this 3614-nucleotide messenger RNA. RefSeq names its product plasma membrane ATPase 1. NCBI's taxonomy places the organism in Eukaryota, Viridiplantae, Streptophyta, Magnoliopsida, Asparagales, Orchidaceae. The coding region runs from base 612 to 3533 and encodes 973 amino acids. Gene Ontology annotation, molecular function: ATP binding; P-type proton-exporting transporter activity; ATP hydrolysis activity. Gene Ontology annotation, biological process: regulation of intracellular pH; proton export across plasma membrane. Gene Ontology annotation, cellular component: plasma membrane. The transcript is spliced from 22 exons. The record is from RefSeq and is a predicted model, not a curated record.